Messenger RNA from Ceraceosorus bombacis, 4147 nucleotides. Lineage: Eukaryota; Fungi; Basidiomycota; Exobasidiomycetes; Ceraceosorales; Ceraceosoraceae. The record is from the annotation of a GenBank genome assembly.
AUGGUGAGGCGCACUAGCCCUUCGCACCCCGCCAAUCCUUCACUCGUCCUCGCUGUCCUUCUUACAGUAGAAUCCAGCCGAGGCUCGAGCCUCGUCUUUCGCUGGCCGCCAAACCCGUCGCUGUCGAAACGCCAUUCUCAGGUCCGAUACUAUAGGACGAAUGACGAUGCUGGUCAAGCGUCGGAAGAUCUGCCGGAUCGCCAGCAGCGCCCAGAUGCUCAAGCUGCCGCUCUGAGGAAACCAGUAUCGAGCAGCACGUCCAGAGGCAGGGCAGGCCAAGGCGAAGAGGGAAGAAAGCAACGCGGCGCAGGUGAUGUGAGAGGCACACUAUCUUCGACAGACUCCCGCUCCGCUCAGCAACGCGAGGAUGCCAGGGAAAAGGCGAUGAGAGAGGAGGCUGGAAGCGCUAGCGAUACUAGUGCCAGCAGCUCAGCGAUGGACAGUCAAGGCCACAGCGAUGGUGACAUAUCCUUCGACUCGGAAGAGUGGCUGCCAUCUCUGCGCUCGAGGACCUCGAGCACAGGCGCUGAGAAUGCAACAGUCGCUAACAGAGCAAAAGAGCCGCAUGAUGGUCUUGGAGCAGAGUCUGCUGUGGAUGCCGACUCGGACAGUGCCAGCGUCGAUGGCCUGGGUGCUGCUGCACGUGGUUCUGCAAGGGAUAGCAGGACUAGAAGAAGGGUGCCCUCUUCGUCUGCCAUACCUGCACCAUCCUCGUCACCACGCCAAGGCCCCGCUCGUUCCAGCUCCCGCGCUCGUGGUCGUGGGGGAGCAUCGGGACCGCUGAGAGACGUCUUAGACCCCGCCUCUGCCGCGAGCUCCCAAGAGCGGGCGGAAGAUCGGGCUGUCCAGCGCGCCAAGCGCCAAGCGAGGGCAUACACUACUUACUUGGGCUAUCAAGAGGCCUUCCUCGCCUCGCUGCUCUCACCGCAUAGAGACGCUUGCCAUGCUCGUUUCGAGCUCACAGUGGACGAUGUCGCCUUCGUCGGUCAUCCUGUGUGCGCUGACGCAAGCGCAAAUUGGGGGGACGUGCCGGACGAUGCGAUUCAAAGGCCAGCAGGACAACCUCGGCGUCAAUCCCACAGCCCUGUCCGAGGGCGUGCGCCUCGCGCUGAGGAGAACAUGCUGACGGCGGAAGGCGCCGCUCGUGAGGUAGCCUCUGAGGAGCACGUUCAAACUUCAGAGGACGCUGGUAGCGAGUCGCGCCUGCCAUCGGAUUCGAAGCGAGGAAGAGAUGCAGCAUCCACUUUGAGCUCUCAACUCAACUCCAACGCGGUUUCAAGCGGCCAGCAUCGAAGCGGCAUCACAGCCUUCCACCUUGUGCUGGUGCUAGAUCGUCCUGAUCCUUCUGCAGAUAUGCCGCAGCUAGACACGUCAACUUGGUCGGCAAUGUUUCACGACGCCGUUUGCUUCAAAUUGACAGCAGCUCUUUGGGCUGAACAAGUCAGAUGCGGCUAUGUAGCAAGCGAGAGCGAGCACCUGUUGAGCUUGAGAGAGACAUGCAGAGAUCGUGGUGAGUCCGCAUUGCAGUUCAUCUAUUCGGGCUUUCCGACUCCCGUAUUCGCAUUCGCUACGGACCCGAGCUCUGAUCUAGAGGGCGUGCAGCCGCUUCAUUGAGACCGUGCAUCCAUGGGAGUGAGUCGCAUCGUCAUGCUGACCGCAACUUCCUUGCGAAACUCCACAGGUGACACCUUCAACUCCUACGUCUCUUCAGCGCUACGUUCGUCGUCCCUCGCUCGCCUGCUUCGGUCGCUCUACACUUCAUUGUCCCGAGGAGAAAAUGCUUUCGUCUCGAUUAAUGACAACAUAGAAGCUCAUCUUCAACUCCCCCCUCUUCUACGCUCUCAUGGAGCUAAACUUAGCCGCCUUCGCGAAGUGGAGACCUGUUUGGAUCCUAACGAUCACCUGCUAGCAGCUGGAGCAGGUGGCAGGUGGGGUGGAAGUGGUGACGCGUGGGACGAAGCCAGCAGGGCCACUGGCCCACUGUUGCUACCGUGGAAAACUCUACUUUUGUCAGAAUCUGCUGGCCUCGGUCGGGACCCAGCGAGCAGUGAUGAUGAGAGCGACUCGCCUGUCAUGAGGGGCGACGGUAUUGAAGGAUGGGCGAAGCGCUUCACCGCGUACCUCAAGCCUACCCUUGCAGGGGUGCCCACGUAAGUCGAUGGUACGUGCACACGAAUUGCGAGAAAAGGGGCAUCGGUGCGCUGAUAGUAUCUCGGUCUUUUCGACGUUCAGCUUUGGCGAACUGGCAGACUUGCUCGCAUGGGAUUUGUACGACGACGUCUUUCCGAUGGUGAGACACUUGAUCUACUACCGCGAUGCGCGAGUGGUGGAUGUGCCACGCAUCCACAGCAUGUACGCCAUCUCGCCACUCUUUUACCUUCGCAAGUGAGUCGAUGCCCCCUUCAAUCCAUGGUGGUGCUUGACCUGUACCACUGCUCAUGUUUGUUUUGCGACACUCUCGAUACAUAGCCUGCCACGUUUAUCGACGUCGUGGCACCGCGCUUUCCCCAAUGAGCCUUCCUUGCCCGCAUUUCUUUCCACUUUCUCUGCCUCUCUGAGGCCAUUUGCCGUCAACUUUGGCCGCAACCAGCGUCAGACCGCUUUCGACGCUCUCGUCUGGCUCCUGAGACACGAUGUCAUUGUGCAGAUGCACGCAAGAUUGAGGCUGGUAGCGACGGAGGAGAUCAAGCGCGAUGCAGCGCGACGACGAGCUGCGUUGCGCCAUGCUAGGGCGACGAAACGGCAGCAGAAGGGCUUCCAACGGGCUCGCGAGAACACUCAAGCUUCCGACGUGACGUUUCUCACUGGUGUCAAUAGCUUUCACGAGGCAGCGGCUCCAGUUGGCGGCGCUCCCGUUCAGAGUGGGAUGGCACAGGUACUUGCAAGAGGCAACGCUUACCAUCGAGGCGAUGGGGUCCAAGCCGACCCUGAACCUACCAAUAACACCCAGCCGACAGGAGAAGACGUCACAGUGCAGCCAAAAGGUAGAACAGGUUCGGUCUCAAGCCGAGUGGAGAGCUCGCGAACAACUUCUCUCUCUCCAUUGACGAGUUUUUCAGCUCUCAAGGAAUCUUCCACUGCCUCCGCGCGCUAUAUUGAUGAGCUAAGAUUCGAGCGACGACGCAUUCCCCGCUCAAGAAGUCCAUCGCGAGCGAUCGGCUUGGUUGGAGACGAUGUUCGCACACAACUCAGCUUCAGCAGCGAAGCAAGCUCGUCCGCUGUGCCCGCAAUGAAGACGGUUGCAAACACGUCGCGUCCAAACACACCCAGAGGCCGAGCGCUCAGCAUUCGUCAGGAACAUCUUCACUCGGAUGCUUUUACACCAAACAGCUCGUCGAGUCUGGGCAACGUGGACAAUGCUACGCGCAUAGCGUCUCGAUCGCCAAGUCGCGCUCGCAUGCGUAUCACGGGAUUCGGUCAAGAUGAAGAGGUUCAGAUCGACGAUUCAGGCGGCUCACAAGAGGCUGGUGCAUCUAUGCAGAAAUCAGGCGGAAAGGGUGACGGGCCCUUGCAGGUCCCGUUUCAAUAUCUGAAUCGAGCUGGUGACGAAGCUCGUAGAUUGAGCUUAGUUGGAGAAGAAGCUUCCACGCGAGACUCACCAGCUCUUGAGCGCAAUAACGGCGGGUGCUCGACGGUCGAGCCUUCUGUGGCGACUUCACGAGAGCAGCUGGACUCCGUGGCACCUGAUCAAGGGACUUCACGGCACGAGGGAGAUCAUGACCGCUCUUCUCCAAGGGGCUCUGAAGCCAACGACAGUCUCGAGAGCGAAGUAAGCGAGUCCCAAUACUCGCUGGACCUCGAACAGUGGGAAAUUGAUCCUAUGCCUAGCAUCAUACCUGAGCCUGGUAGAGCAAGUGCCGAGGAGAACGAAUGGAUUGAGAGCAUGCUAAAUCGUCAGCAAGAAGAGUGGAUCGUCGAAUGGUUCCGAAAGUGAGUGUACAGCAGACGAUCACUCACUGCGCAGCGGUUCAUCCGUGUUGACUGCAUGGAAUUGCCACGGCACGUUUCGCUUCGCAGACUUUUACCGUAUAUGAAUGGACGCCACACCAUCGACGAGAUAGUGUACAGGGAGGAGAUGAGACGCAGGGAACUGAAGGCCGUACUGGCCGCGUUCAAGGAUGAGAUGAUCCACUUCGUACACCCGUAA